AAAUAUCCCUGGCUACUUUACUCAUCUUCGUUCGGCUGCCCUAACAUUUCACUGGCGUCCUGUCUCACCGUGUCUUCGUCCUUUUCUCUCACCCUGUCUUCGUCCUUUUCUCUCACCAUCUUCGCUCGGUUUUCGUCGAUCGCCUCUUUCGUUGUCGCCGCCGAGCUUAUUGUUCCUCUGUUGCAAUUCCUUUUCUGCUGUUAUUCGCACAAGUGUCGCCGAUCAUUUUAUGGUGUCCAAUAUCUCUGGAUCUCGCCGUUCAAGUCCGAUGGAGGAGCGUUUUGAGGGUCUGUCGUGGGAUCAGCUAAUGGCAUGCGUAGUGGACGAUUCUCUUACUGGGGAAGAAGAUUUACGGCCGCUCGAGUUUUGUGGAGAGGUAAACUCUCUGAGUCGAAAGAUUUUGAGGGCUCCUCGUCCGAUUGGUUCUUCCUUCACAUCUUCUAACUUCGCUGAGGCUGUGCGUGUGAAGAAAGCUCACUCGUUUGAUUUGAACGAAGAGGCAGUCGAGGAUGGUGAAGACGUGAGUGACGGCGAUGCAGUGCUGGAGUUUACAAAAGCAAGUGAAAAGAAGAACAUAGUCUACCCUUUCGACUUGAACAAGUUUCCAUUCCCUGAGGAAGACUAUGCACAUCUGACUGAGGAAGAGAAAGACCGUGAUGAAGAUGUUAAAGAAGAAAAUCCAUCUUGAGCUUAAUGUUAAGAGUCUCAAAAAAGCAAAACAAGAAAAUCAAGCCAAUGACUCUGCUACUUUGCUGCCAGUUUAAGAUGUGGUAUUAAGCGCUUUAAAUUACAACUCCCUCAAGACAAGCUCUCUAGCUUCUUUAAAUUACAACUCCCUCAAGAAAAAAAUCAUCGGACAAGGCAGUUGUUGAGAAAGUAGCAGCUGGAUUGGACUCUAUUAGUGCUUCCUCCCAAGGCAAUCAGGUAGACAUUCUCACACAUGGGAGGAGCAUUUAAGUCUAAGAAACUGUUGCUGCUGUCCCCACCAUCUUCCUCAGUUGGAGCAUUUAAAUCAAAAGGUGUGCAGUAAUUUUCCAUGGUGGAAGGCAGUGGUGGAAAGCUGAAGAAGAUUGUAGUUUCAUGCGUUUUUGUUCUUUUGUUCAAUUUGCUUUUUCUGUCAUUUUUAUAAGAAUGUAACUGGCCAAAAAUUCCCCUCCCACCAAUUUCAUUUUGGCCUUCCCGCCAAGUACAGAUGACAGCCUUUGUUUUACUGACUUUAUUUGACUGACAGACUUUUUUGUACAGUACUA
Molecule: messenger RNA, 1250 nt
Organism: Prosopis cineraria
Lineage: Eukaryota; Viridiplantae; Streptophyta; Magnoliopsida; Fabales; Fabaceae
Exons: 4
Coding region: 230-688 (152 amino acids)
Source: RefSeq, a predicted model, not a curated record